Messenger RNA from Stylophora pistillata, 5359 nucleotides. RefSeq lists its product as uncharacterized. NCBI's taxonomy places the organism in Eukaryota, Metazoa, Cnidaria, Anthozoa, Scleractinia, Pocilloporidae. Gene Ontology annotation, cellular component: external side of plasma membrane; membrane; signaling receptor complex. Gene Ontology annotation, molecular function: cytokine binding; cytokine receptor activity. The record is from RefSeq and is a predicted model, not a curated record. Gene Ontology annotation, biological process: cytokine-mediated signaling pathway.
GUUUUAAUACCACUGCGAUCCAAAAGCUUGGAUGAGGAACCAUUGCGUGCAUAUGCUGGGCCUUUAUGUUUUGGCUUUAUCAUCAUAUUUCCAUCUGGUACAUGGGCGCGACUGCUUGGAUCUGCUUCACGAAGGUCAUACCGAUAGUGGCAUCUAUAACGUCAACCCAGAUGGAAAUAAUACUUUUUCCGUUUUUUGUGACCAGGAAACUAAUGGAGGAGGAUGGACUGUCUUCCAACGUAGACGGGAUGGUUCAGUUGACUUUUAUCUGAACUGGAUUGAUUACAAAAAUGGCUUCGGUAAUUUAUCCUCUGAAUUUUGGCUCGGAAAUGAGAACAUUCACAGAAUAACAUCUCAUAAUUCACAACUUUUAAUCGAGCUCAAAGACCAUGCAAACUUUACGGUGCAUGCGUCUUAUCAGUCCUUUCAAGUGGGCUCAGAGGACGAAAAGUAUGUUUUACAUUUUGCGGAGUUUUCUGGUACAGCGGGAGAUUCCUUUUCUGGUCAACACCAGGAUAUGAUGUUUAGCACAAAGGAUCGAGACAACGACUUUGCCAAUGGAACCUGUGCACAAUAUUCGACAGGGGCUUGGUGGUACAAAAAUUGCCAAUGGUCAAAUUUAAAUGGUCUGUACACUGGAGAAGGACCUGCGAGUGUUUCUUGGUACCACUGGAAGGGGGACUAUAUUCCUCUCAAGGAAUCCGAGAUGAAAUUAAAACCCCACCGAGAACGUGAGUGGUCAUAUAACCUGGUCUUCAGUGGGAGUCCAGCUGAUUACGUGCAUCUUCCUCGGAUCACUGACCUUCAGGAUGUCACGGCCUGUUGGUGGAUGAAGACCAAAGAAACGUCAAGCUGGUCAAAAGUAUUCUCACUUCAUCAACAUACAGAUCAAGUUGUCCUGAGCUUCUCCUUCAGGGGUACUGCCGACCAUGCCUUUCAAGUAAACAAUGAUGAGAUAACCUUCACCGUGCUGGAUGCCGUCGUAACAAAUGAUGAAUGGCACCAUGUGUGCAUUACAAGACUCUCUCUCAGUGGGAGCUGGAUGUUUUACACUGACGGCGUUAAGAGAGAAGAAGGGGUAGGCUUGGCCAGUAACUUUAGCACAGGAACCAGUUUCUUGAAGGUUGGAAUGUUUAGUGGCGUCAUUACUGGAUUCAACAUGUGGGAUAAAUACAUGAAAAUUACGUCUCAGAUUGAGGAAAUGGCGUAUGCGUGCUCAUCAAUGACCGGAAAUAUCGUACCGUGGCCGGAAGUAUAUUUAUGGCGGAAAGGAAAUGUUCCCAAAGUCAGCACUUCACUCUGUAUAUUUCAAGAGUCGUCACAUUGGAUCUUCAAAAAAUCUACUAUAUCGAAUGAGACUUAUGAUGGUCUCUCCGGUAAAAAAGGAACUUUCUUAACCGAGGACUGGGACUCACUAAAAGGCGCGGCCAGUGUCACGGCAUCAGAUUUCAUCGACUUCGACAAUUACGAAUCAGAGUGCCUGAGUGACCCAAGUCUUUGUCGGCAUGGAUUUUCGCUAAGUUUCUGGCUUCGACAUAAAUUUCGCUUCAUUACCAACAUCACUGGAUUUAGUGAUGAACAUGAUGUAUUUCUUGGAACUUUGCUGAAUGGUGUUCUUUCCCAAGAUGGAAACUGGUAUCGCUGUUUUAAAGCUUUUCCUGGCUGGCAAGGACAUGAUUUUCAUUCGGCAUGUGACGGAAAAGGACCAACGGUUACUUUCAUAAGAGUACGAGAAAACCUAUUUGGUGGAUUUCUCGACAAAAGCUGGGGAGGUAAUGACGGAUUUAUCAACAGCUCAAAAGCAUUCAUCUUCAGUUUAAAGAACUUACGGGGACUUGAUUCCUUCAAAAUGGACAUCAAGUCUGACCACUGGAGUAAAGCAGCCAAACAACAGAACCAGUCUGGCCCCAUAUUUGGCGAAACUGACCUUGUAAUUGACUCCAAUUCCACAGUGUCCAUGAAGUCGUCCACAGAUCUUCCCAAUGCUUAUCAAUUUCCUUCUCAUAUAACUUUGACAUCAGAUGAACAGGAUCACUUAUUAGCUGGUAGAAAAGGAUUUGUGGUAGAUGACUUGGAAACCUUUUAUUACGAAUUUUCUCCAUCAGUUCGCUGUCCAUCUGGCUGGGAGUAUUUCGAAGGUUCCUGUUACUGGCUGACGGACCACCAAGUAUCCUGGUCCAACGCCAUGACAUUCUGUCGUAAUCAUGGCGCAGAUCUUCCCAAAGUGUCGUCUGCUGAGGAGAAUGAAUUCCUCAAAAGGAAUGGAAAGUACUGGUGGCUGGGUCUGCAACGAGACGACACACAUAGGAGUAUAUUCAAGUGGAGCGAUGGGUCUUUGCCAACCUAUACUAACUGGAAUAACAAUGAACCUAACGAUUAUGGAGGAAAUGAGGCCUGUGCUUCCUAUCAUGAAACAGAUACGCGCCAGUCGUUGAAGUGGAAUGACUACGGCUGUGGAGGAACAAGACACGUUGCUUGCGAAAAAGAAAGCAUAGAUGUCAUUCUUACAACGAAAAGCAUCGCUGCACACAAUCCUGGUGUUCUUUUUGGAUACAGCGAGUUUGAAAACAAGUACGUUCUUGCGGGGUCCACGAGAACCCAUAAUUGGGAAAUACGGCUCCCGGAAUUUCCCCUGGGCUGGCAACACGUGGGUAUCACUUGGAGUAAACAGUGGGGACUACGCUUCUAUCAAAAUGGCAGCCUAACAGCGGAUUCAAGCAAUCCUGUAAGGAUUCGUUACGAAUUCGGGGAUAAAUUUACACUUUUUUUAAUUGGACGAGAUUCGUCCGAUUCACCCUUACCAAGAAGAUUCCACUUACAGAUUGCUGAUUUAAGGAUUUGGGAGUCGGUUAUUCCUCAACAAAGAAUGGCUGCUGUUCAUAGUAAAGCAGCCUUCCCUUGGUAUGCGUGGAAAAGCGAAUACGGACCCAACUUCCAGUGGAAGCUAACACAACUUCGUCAGGAAGAUAAUCUUGGAGAUUUAAGCGACGUUGAAAAUCCCUUCACACUAGAAUACGAAUACAAUCAUAUUGGAUGUUUUAAAAUUGACUCUGGAUCCCUGAUACCGAGUUUGGAUGGUACCGACCCUUUGCUGGAUGGGAACUGGACCACUAGAGUAGAUGUUUUCAAGAAAUGUCUCAACGCUGCGCGAAGAAGAGAUAUUACAGUGUUUGCUAUCAAACAUGGCGGUGAAUGUCUUUCUUCCCCAGGCAACCAUUUAGAUUUUAUCGCAGAAUAUGCACGUUCUAACAUGUGUGUUGAUAACAAAGGUGGACUCAAUGCCAUGGAUCUUUACUUUAUUAUAGUUAACUACAAUGCUGCAGUUCGAAGGCCGACCUCCCAAUCGAGCGACAUUAAUUCCUCAUCCUUCGCCACUGAUGGCAGUCGUUAUAAUUCGCCCUCAGAAAAAUGUAGCCUUACAACCUCGGAGAAAGAUCCAUGGUGGCAAGUGCACCUGGAAAGAGACGUAUUGGUUCGUGAUGUAUAUGUCUUUGUGUAUUAUGAAUACCAAAAGAGCGUAUUGUUGGAGAUAAGAAUUGGAAAUCAUGGUGGGUCAAGUUUAAAGGAAAAUCCUAUAUGUGGCAGUCCAUUUAGAUUGAGGAACUCAGCUUGGCAAAGAACUCGUUGCCCUGUGCCUCUACGAGGGAGAUAUGUGGGCAUUACGAGGAUUGUGAACGACGGAAAUUUGCAACUUUGUGAGGUAGAGGUUCGAGAAGAAGUAAUACACUACGCCCAAUCGAGCUUGGCUUACCCUCGACAAAUCGGAAAUCUCUCUGUUCUGGAAAGCCAGUUCCUUGUGGAGACGUUUAAUUGUUUGAGCUUUGAUUACUACAUGUCCGGAGAAAAUGUGGGCAGAUUAAAUGUCUACAUUGUUGGUCAAGAUGGCAAGGUAUCGUUGUCAUGGCGACUGGCUGGUAGCCAAGGAGAUGACUGGGAACUUGGUCAAUUUCGCAUUGAUGCAGCCCAAGGUUUUAAGGUUAAAUUUGAAAGUGUCAGCGAAGACAAUAGCAAUGGUCAGAUUGGCGUCCGAGACAUUUCAGUAGGUGUUAGCGGCGACUGUGCAUGUGCUCCAACCCAAGCCUGCACGAAACCAGGUUUUCAGUCGAAUAUCAUUGGUCACAAUUUUCAAUAUCAAGACCAGCUGAUGCGGUGGCUUUCUGAGGUAGAAUUUGGUGAGAAGUACUGGGCUCCAUGUUAUAGAGGCACAAAGGAUGGUUGGUCAAAAGAAGUAUUUCAUGCCAAAUGCGAUAACGCAGGCCCGACGGUAACCUUGGCAAGAAGGGGUCACCAUCUCUUUGGCGGCUUCAGUGAUCAUAGCUGGCAAAGCUAUAAUCAAGCACGAAUUAUUCCAUCAAAUAAAGCUUUCCUCUUCAGUCUAAAACCAGUCGGCAAUGAGCCUACGAAAAAGCUGACCGUACUUAAAGAGAAAACCUACCAGGCCAUAAGGAGUGACAAGUCCAAAGGACCAUGUUGGGGUGAAGAUCAAGACCAGCUUUGUUUUAACGACCAAGAAGUCACAACAGGAAUCAAUGUUGGUGGUGUCUUCGAUAUCAGUGGAAUUUCCAGUCCCAGCUCAUAUUUAAUGUGGAGAUCUCCUUCACCAGCAGAUGAAGUCGAAGUCUUUACAAUUUCAGACUGCUUGUGCGAUCCACCAUGUUGGGAAGGAGAAACUUGCAAUGAAAUGACAGGGAAAUGCAUGUGUGAUGCGAGCCUAAGAGGAGAAGAAAUGUGCCGAAGGAGGCAAGAAUUGCAAGUUAUUAGGGACAGACAUUGUUAUAAUAACUGGGCUCAUCGCAGGGUGACUGACUGCAAUGGUCGACUAUUUGCUCGUUAUGGCGUCAUAAAUGGCCAGACAACACCCCAGUGGCGGUGUUAUUAUGAAGAGGCACUCACCUGGGAUCUCAAGCAUUACGACACGACGAAAAGUUCGCCCUGUUUUCACACAAAGAGUGGAUUGGAACUUUUCACAAAUGAAGUGCCUGUCGUGGAUAUUUACGUCCGAAGCGAAGGCUAUAAUGACGUAAACACUGGUUUCCCGCUCUCUUUCAUCAAGGUGAACGGUCAGGAAUACUCUUCUAGCCGCAGGGGACAUAACGUUGUUAUUGUGGAUAGUUCAACAGGUACAGUGCUUAGAAGGGAAGGAUUUGAUACUUAUGCAAGCACACAGAAUGCCGAAGCAUUCAGAGACUUUCUGAACACCGCAAGUGGAAACCAAAUUGUUUUAGUUGCCAUUCAAGACAGCUCAAGACACGGUGAGCCAGUGGUUGAUGCCCUCAAAAGACUUGGCGCCACUGAUCCCAUUUAUUAUCGUAAAAGAGAAAGUUUUGCUUUCGUCGGAUACGCAGGAAACAACAAGUGA